AUGUCUCGUAACACAAAUCCGUUUGAAGACGAAAAUGUCAAUCCUACAGCUAAUGGACAGGCAUUGGCACCAGCUCCAUCGAAGAAAUCCUGGAUCCCGGCGGGCUUUGGAGGCAGCAUUAACCAUGGCGCCACCAUCGACAUCCCACUAUAUGAUCCGAGGAAGCGGGAGAAAGAGCUCUUAUCGUGGGAGGAGGAUUUGAAGAGGAGAGAGCGGGAUAUCAUACAAAGGGAGAAUACAAUGAACAGAGCCGGUGUCAUGGUCGAAGUGAAAAAUUGGCCACCGUUCUUCCCCAUCAUACAUCAUGAUAUAGCCAAUGAAAUACCCAUCCAUGCUCAAAAGUUGCAGUACUCAGCAUUUGCUAGUUGGCUAGGAAUUGUUGUCUGUCUCAGUUGGAAUGUCUUUGCAGUUUUAGUCGAAUCAAUUCACAUGGAAGAUAUUGUUCUUUUUCUCCUUGCCGUCAUCUAUGCAAUAUUUGGAUGUCCUCUUUCAUACAUACUAUGGUACAGGCCUCUGUACCAGGCCAUGAGAACCGAUAGCGUGGUGACCUUUGGCCAGUUUUUCAUCUUCUACUCGGUGCAUGUUGGAUUUUGUGUCAUUGCUGCAAUUGCUCCUCCAAUAAUAUUCAUGGGAAAAACUCUUACGGGAAUUCUUGUUGCUAUCGAUGUUUUAAGCGGAGAUAUGUUCGUCGGGGUACUGUAUCUAAUUGGAUUCAUAUUAUUUACUGCGGAAUCGCUUAUGAGUAUUUGGGUUCUUGAGGGAGUAUACAUGUAUUUCAGAGGGCAUAGGUGAAGAACUGACAAUGAGACAGUGAAAUCAUUGAAGACAACAGUUUCCCAAAUAAUCAAAUCAUUAUGUAAAACAGGAAGUCCAGGGUGAAUGACAAUGAACUGUUUCUGCUUAAUUUCUUGAGUUGUGUUGUAUGAUGAUCAAAGUUUUAUGUGAUACUGUAGUAUCAGGACCGAAUUGUUGGUGGCAAGAUUAGAAAAUAGCUAGCUUCCGUUUCUAGUAUUCGUAUGUAGAGGGGAAAUUGUUUUGAUGGUAUACUAGGAGUAUGACUCAGGAUAACAAAUAUUAUUUUCGUUAGGUGUUUCUGAAUCAACAGAA
This is a messenger RNA of Brachypodium distachyon (stiff brome), 1107 nucleotides long. RefSeq names its product secretory carrier-associated membrane protein 5-like. The transcript is spliced from 12 exons. NCBI's taxonomy places the organism in Eukaryota, Viridiplantae, Streptophyta, Magnoliopsida, Poales, Poaceae. The record is from RefSeq and is a predicted model, not a curated record. Bases 1 to 792 code for a protein of 263 amino acids. Gene Ontology annotation, biological process: protein transport. Gene Ontology annotation, cellular component: recycling endosome membrane; trans-Golgi network membrane.